AUGGCUCCUAACGAUCCUAAAAAUGGCGGCGGCAGUGGUUUCUUCGCUUCUCUUGCUUCCUCGAUCUCUAAUUUGGGAUCCGCCAUGACCAAAUCAGUUAACGGUUUGGUUGGCUAUGAGGGACUGGAAGUUAUUAAUCCCGAAGGAAGUACAGAUGAUGCAGCAGAGGAAGCAAACAAAGGAAGAUGGAAGCAAGAGGAUCGCGAUGGAUAUUGGAAGAUGAUGCAGAAGUACAUAGGAUCUGAUGUCACAUCAAUGGUGACCCUUCCUGUGAUUAUUUUCGAACCAAUGACAAUGCUCCAGAAAAUGGCGGAGUUGAUGGAAUAUUCGCAUCUACUAGACAUGGCAGACAAAACUGAGGACCCUUAUAUGCGAAUGGUGUAUGCGUCAUCAUGGGCUAUAUCCGUGUACUAUGCUUUCCAACGUACCUGGAAACCGUUCAAUCCAAUCCUCGGUGAAACUUAUGAGAUGGCUAAUUACAAUGGUGUUAACUUCAUAUCUGAACAGGUCAGCCAUCACCCGCCAAUGAGUGCUGGUCACGCUGAAAAUGAGCAUUUCACUUAUGAUUGUACUUCAAAACUGAAAACAAAGUUUCUCGGCAAUUCCAUUGACGUUUACCCAGUAGGAAGGACACGGGUGACACUGAAAAGAGAUGGUGUUGUUCUUGACUUGGUGCCUCCUCUCACCAAAGUUCACAACCUGAUUUUUGGACGGACUUGGGUUGAUUCACCUGGAGAAAUGAUCAUGACGAACCUUACUACUGGUGACAAAGUUGUGCUUUACUUUCAACCAUGUGGCUGGUUUGGAUCUGGUCGAUAUGAAGUGGACGGAUAUGUCUAUAAUGCCUCUGAGGAGCCCAAGAUCCUCAUGACCGGUAAAUGGAACGAGUUCAUGAGUUAUCAGCAGUGUGACGGUGAAGGCGAACCUCUCCCGGGCACCGAACUGAAAGAGGUCUGGAGACUCGCUGAUGUUCCAAAGGAUGACAAAUACCAAUACACACACUUUGCUCACAAGAUCAAUAGCUUUGACACUGCCCCAAAAAAGCUGUUGCCAUCUGAUUCACGGUUACGCCCUGAUAGAUACGCACUCGAGAUGGGCGACAUGUCCAAAUCCGGCUAUGAGAAGAGCAGCAUGGAAGAGAGACAGAGAGCCGAAAAGAGGACCCGCGAAGAGAAAGGCCAAAGCUUUACCCCAAAAUGGUUUGAUAUAACCGAAGAAGUCACUCCUACACCAUGGGGAGAUCUCGAAGUUUACCAAUUCAACGGAAAAUACUUGGAACACAGGGAAGUCGCGGAUAGCUCUGAAGAUAACACCGAUCCCAAGUCGAUCGAAUUCAACCCAUGGCAAUUCCAAGAUCUUUCUGCGUGA
Microthlaspi erraticum is the source of this 1368-nucleotide messenger RNA. Lineage: Eukaryota; Viridiplantae; Streptophyta; Magnoliopsida; Brassicales; Brassicaceae. The record is from the annotation of a GenBank genome assembly.